Canis lupus familiaris (dog) is the source of this 3092-nucleotide messenger RNA. RefSeq names its product lipocalin 8 (gene LCN8). The coding region runs from base 1462 to 2262 and encodes 266 amino acids. Gene Ontology annotation, molecular function: small molecule binding. Lineage: Eukaryota; Metazoa; Chordata; Mammalia; Carnivora; Canidae. The record is from RefSeq and is a predicted model, not a curated record. The transcript has 7 exons.
GAGUGGGGUCCUGCUUCAUUGCUCAUGGGUUGAAGCCAGGGCAGGCAGCAGACCCGCUGAGGGGCAUCUGUGCUCGUCCUGCCCCCCACACUUCCUGUCCUCUGUCUCCUGCCUGGCUGAAGCGCAUCCCCGGAGGCCCUCUCUGCAGCCUGGGCUGGCACCAGGCUGGGGCCCAUGUCAGCCAGUCCUCAGCCUCCUUGGAGCCUCCGCCGCUCUGACUGUGUGGUAGCCCCCUCGGGCUCUGCUGGGCCGGCCACCUCUGGGCUGCCCCGUCCUAGCUGGACCUUUCCACACCUGCCUGACCCUAAACUGGGCAGCCUUUGUGGGAGACAGUGCAGUGGCAGGAACCAAGGCAGCCAGUCCCCCUAGUGGGGGGGCCUCCCCUUCAGCUGACCAGGUCUGGAGCCAUUCCAGGGUGGGCUUUCCUGGCGCUGAAGCUGGGGAGGCUGCCUGUCACCUGUCAAGAACCAAGGAUGUUGAUCUGCACAGACAUUGCUUUGGGCGCCCUUGGGCCCCCCGGCCACAUGGCGCCUGUCCCUCUGCUUUGUGGCCAUUGUAGCCGGGAAACCCAGGCAUGCAGCUUGGUCUGAAUCAUGCAGCUAGGAGGCCCAGGCUGCUGCCCAUGAAGGCCGGCUCCUCUUUUACUUGCCAUGCUUGUCCUCAGGGAUAAAAUCGAGUGGCAGGGUACACAGCUGGGGAAGGGGUGGCUCUGGCAUCCCUCCACACUGGCUUGUGUCCUGGCUAUGCUCAUCGGCUGGGUGGGUUGGCAAGACAGGGUCUCUCUCAGGCCAUUCUUCUGGGGGUGGGUCAUACCUGGCUGUGCGCCAAGGCCUGAGUGUGUCCAGGGUGGAUGGGCAGGGGGCCUGGCCUGGGAGUGGAUGUUGUCAUAGUGGGCAAGGACAGGAACUGCGGGAAGGUAGCUCUCCGGUGAUCGCUGUGGCCCCCACCUCCAUCUCCCGCAGCUCCCCCUAACCCGUCCCCUGCGCCUCCUCCACGGGGGUGCGCCCAGGGAAAGGAGACCCUCCUUCAUUUCCCCCAACAGGAGGGUGGGUCCCCCCAGGUCCGUGCUGCCUCAGCCAGCCACCCUCCUACCCCCCACCCUCCCAGAGCCUUUCCUCGUCUGGGCCAAGACUGGCUGGAGAAAGCCUGAAAACCACUGUGCACCCUGUGGGGAAGGUGUUCUGAGCCUGUGGGGCCUGGGUGUGGUGUGUCCGUCUGUUGGCCCCCACAGGGUGGGAGCUGUGUCCCCAGCCGUCCCACGGUGUGUGUGUGUGGGGCUCCACCUCUCAGGUCCUCUGGUUGCCCCACUGCAGGUGUCAGGUGUCGUCUGGGGCCAGGAAGGUGGUGGCACCACUGCUCCAGUGCAGGCCAACCCCAGCCUAGUGGCUGUGGAUAUCACUGGGCCUGUGCAGUGCCUGGGCACAGGGCUAUUCCUCUGAGUGCUCUCAGCCACGUGUGCUGAUGACAUCCUCAGCUUCUUGCGCAAUGGGCUUGCUUUCCCAAUAUAAACCUGGUGCUGGAGGAGCAGAGGCCAGGGGAGCAGUGAUGGAGGCUGGGCUGCUGAGUGCCAUCCUGGGCCUUGUCACGGUGCAGGGGGAGACAGCCAUGCUGGACCUGGAUCUGCAGAAGGUGGCUUUUCUUUCCGACGUGGGGAGGUCUAGCGACUCAGGACCCAGUCCCUCCAACCCCCAGCCAAUUCCAGAGCAGAUACAGCAGGGGCCCCAGGACCCACCCGGUUCAGCCUGGACAGAGCAGAUUGCAGGAUUCUGGAGGGAAGUUGGUGUGGCCUCCAGCCAAAACCUGGCACUGAAGACCCCAAAGAGGCUGGAAGCCUUGUUCCUGACCUUGAGCGGGCACGAACUGCUGGUGAAGGCUGCAUAUUACAGCUCAGGAAGUUGUGAGACAGAAAACAUAGUGGGCUCAGAGAUAGACAUGUCGGGGACAUUCGUCUUCCCUGGCCACAGGGAGAUCCAAGUGGUAGAUACGGACUACGAGCAGUAUGCCAUUUUGCGGUUGUCCCUCCACUGGCAAGGCAAGGACUUCCGUGUGCUCAAGUACUUCACCCGCAGCCUCGAGGACGAGAAUGGGCCAGGCUUCUGGAGGUUCCGGGAGCUGACCGCAGACACGGGGCUUUACCUGGUAGCCCGGCACGGGAGGUGCGCCAAACUCCUGAAGGAGGGGUCCAGCGACUGCCGUGCAGACCAGCCCAGAGCGAGGCCUGGAGUGGGGAACCUGCCUGGGACCUGCUGGAUUGAAUCCUGAGCAGUGUUCCCACAAGACCCAUAGGAGUGACAUCUGGAAGCUGCAUUCUGGCAGCUUCAGGGUGCUUGGCGGACAAUUUGGAUGUUCCAUGGAUCUUUCUGGACGAAGCUUGCAACAAGUGUGAGGUGAGGAGCCUGCAGGUGGACUUGCUGUGGGGUCGUGCUCCUGGGCUUGGGCAGCAGUCACCAAGUCCCCGGGCCAGUCAUGGCACUGAGCCGUCAGGGGUUUAUUCCUUGCGCAUCUGGACACCGGAAGCCCCACAUUGGGGUGGUCUCUGGUGAGAGGCCCCUCCUGCCUGCAGCUGCAGGUGGCCUUCCCGCUGUGUCUCACAUGGCCUCAGCUCCACUGCCAGGGAGAGCUGGCUGUGCCCCCCUCCUCUUAGGAGGGUGCCUGUCCUAGCAGGUUCCAACCUGCCCGAGAGGCCCCACCUCCAGACACAGCACAGUUGGGGUUAAGGCUCCAGUGAGGCAUUCCUGGGGACACCAUUCAGUCCCUGACAAAAGCCAACCCCAUUCAGAGGAUGACAGCGGCAUCCAGGGCCUCUGCCAGACAACACAAGUGCCCAAGCCGCUGGACAUGCUGGGAAAUGGCAGAACUACACGCCCGCUGACAGCCAGAGGACUCAUGGGAGAACAGAUAGGGCAACGAAUGGGGCCAACGCAGAGGCUGUGAAGAGAGCUGGUGGGGAGCUAGUGCUGCGGGGCACCGAGCCAGGGCUCUCCUGGAUGGGUUUGGCACGCUGCAGGUGGCAGAGGUCGUGGCUGUGACCCUGGACGAAUCAACACAGAUGUCGGAGCCUUGGAGGGGAGCAGAGAAUGGCUGGGGUGGGG